GCGCUUCCAUGACGCAACCCACGGGGCGAGGGAAGAUGGCAGCGCGGUUGAGGGGUUUAGUUUGGGCCAGCCGGCCGCUGCUGCCGGUGGUCCAAACUUGGGACCUCCACGCGCGGCGCUGGGUCCGGGCGCUGCGGCGGAGCCCCGUGAGAGUGGUGUCUCCAUCCGGACAGGUGGUGGAACGGAAGCCCGGUCCUGGGAAGCAGCCCCGUAGAGCGGCGACUGAGACCGGUCCCCACGAGCCGCGACGGAAGCCGUCGCUUCAGGUGCCUCCAUCCCAGAAGCCCUACACCUGGGAAGAUUCGGGGCUUCGCUAUGAUAAGGCUUUACCCGGAGACAGAAGGCUGAGCAGUGUAAUGACAAUUGUUAAGUCCAGGCCAUUUCGGGAAAAGCACGGGAAGAUCCUGCUGGAAGGUCGCAGGCUGAUUGCAGAUGCUCUCAAGGCUGGUGCUGUACCGAAAAUUUUCUUCUUUAGCCGUCUGGAAUACCUAAAGGAGCUGCCCAUUGAUAAGCUGAAAGGUGUCAGCCUCAUUAAGGUGAAAUUUGAAGAUAUCAAGGAUUGGUCCGACCUAGUAACACCACAAGGAAUAAUGGGGAUCUUUGCCAAACCUGACCAUGUUAAGAUGACAUACCCAGAGACUCAACUUCGCCAUUUGCUGCCCUUAUUGUUGAUUUGUGACAAUCUCCGUGACCCUGGGAACCUGGGGACGAUUCUGAGAUCUGCUGCUGGGGCAGGCUGCAGCAAAGUAUUACUCACCAAAGGCUGUGUGGAUGCCUGGGAACCCAAAGUGCUACGGGCAGCGAUGGGUGCGCAUUUCCAGGUGCCCAUCAUCAAUAAUCUGGACUGGGAAACGUUGCCCAACUACCUGCCCACCGACACCCGGGUCUACGUGGCUGACAACUGUGGCCUUUAUGCCCAGGCGCACAUGUCUAAUAAAGCCAGUGAUUACGGCUGGGUAUGUGACCAACAACUCUCGAAGUUACACAAGUAUGAGGAGGAGGAGGAGGAUCUAGAACCUGGAGCCAGUAAAGCCUGGCUCCCUGAAGUUGAGGUCCAAAGUUAUGACUUGGACUGGACAGAGGCACCAGCAGCUGUGGUAAUAGGCGGGGAGACCCAUGGUGUGAGCCUGGAGUCCCUGCAGUUGGCCGAGAGCACUGGGGGCAAGAGGCUGCUGAUUCCUGUUGUGCCUGGUGUGGACAGCCUAAACUCGGCUAUGGCUGCAAGCAUCCUGCUUUUUGAAGGGAAAAGACAACUGCGGGUCAGGGCGGAACACGUGAGCAGGGACAGGAGUUACCACUGAGAGGGAUCUUGGAAGUCAGUCCUUGAUUUGAGGUGGUUCCCAGCUCCUCCUGCAUUGUUAGGAGAUAGGCAGAAUAUGGUAACCAGGCCAUAUUCAGGAGGCAAGAGGUGGGCAAGAUGCCAUUAUAUGAUUACUGGAAAAAUAAGAAUUUCCAUGAAUUUAUGCUUAUCUUCAAAAGUAACAAGGGUGAGAAUUCUUCCUGAGAUCUCCCCCAGCUCCGGAGCCGAACUUCCUCUCGAGAGAGCCCGGAGAGCAAGCAUGACUCAUGCCCCAAGUGGUGGCAGAGUGGAAUUGCUUUAUGUUUAAGGGGAGGGGUUUUUGCAGGAACAAUCUCUGGUUGGCUGUGCUCUCCCAGGCUGGUGCCCCACUUUGGUCUGGGCCUGGCCAGGGUCACACACAAAUGUCUGAUGCAAGUGGCCCACAGAUUGUGCUUGAGACCCUCAAUGCCCCGUCAGCUUUUAGAAGGUAGAAGAGCCCACAGCCUUCAUACAGGGCUGAACCCACAAAGGCUCGUCCUCCAGCUUCACAGAGGCCAUGAUGCCUGUCACACCAGCAGGCUAGAUCUGGGAGGCAGCUCAGUACUCCUGGAGUGUGUUGGCAUUUGUUCUGUCAACACCUUGGAAAAGUGCUAAGAAAACGAGGUCACUAAAGGAUGAAGCCAGUGUCCUGCAGCUUUGUCCCUGGAUUAUUGUUCCUGCUGAUUUUUGUUACAAAAUAAAGAUCAAUGACCGAACAACAAACCCUAUGCCUUGUUACUGUUAAGAAAAACAAAACAAGGCAAAACAGUAUACCUGGCACAUAAUUCCAAGUCUACUUUAUCACACUGGGUGAAAGAAGGAAAAGAAAUUUACGUCCCAUUCACUUCAUAGUCAAUGGCUUAUAUGCCAUGCCUUGUGAGUUCUUUUUGCACAUUUGUGGAUAUAAUUUAGCAAAGAGGGCAAAUUUUCCUUUCUUUAAAAUGACUACAGGGGAAGCAACCAGUGAUGAGGCUCUGGUUUGUUGAAUGAUCGUGGAAAGUCACUUUCUCAAAUUCUUUGCAAUUUUAAGGCCAACAUUUGUUUUUUUGCCAUUUCCCCGGAAAAUAAGAAUUAAAGAAGGAGCAGUAUAGGACAGUACACUACACUGGCUGGAAGAGAAGCUGUCAGAUGGUUGGCAGAGCGGCCCCUUGACUUUGUGUUGAGUGGAGCGCCAUUGAUGGUUUCUGCCACAAGGUGGCAGCCGCACUUUGAAACCUCUCCCAACCCUGAAGGGAGGGAUUUAAGUUAUUGAGAACGGAUGGAGUGAGUCUCUGCACAGAGGGCAUUUUGCAGGACAUUUGUGCUCAGAGGUGCUGAAGUUGGAGACCCAUCCAGAUUCUCAUUCUCAGCAGAAUCUGAAGCAUAGAUGGACACUGGACCAAAAAACUAAGGGGGAAGUGGACAGAAGUGGGAGGCGGUUGCCGAGGGAAAAACCAGCAUAACUUUUUCCUUUGAAUGGAACCUCUGGGAAAGUAGCUCUGGACAAAUGUUGAUGUCCCCAUACGCCUGGAACUCACGCUGGGAAGCCUCACCCUGGUUUGCAGCUUCAGGGCAGGGAGAGCUGCAGAGUCCUCUUCCCUUCCCCCAGCUCGAGGUGAAGAUCCUGUCAUUAAGACUCAGAGGAUGGAUGAGCAGACCUCUGGGGACUGGUUUCCACCAGUUUCACCUGUGACCUCCUACUACUUGCCCCAUGGAUCAUCGAAACACCAGAUGUCCCCUUCUAAGCUGAGCUGCUUUUAUUUAUUUACUUAACGUUUUUGUUUUUGAGAGAGACAAAGUGUGAUGGUGAAGCAGGGGUGGGCAGAGACAGAGAUAGACACAGAAUUGGAAGCAGGCUCCAGGCUCCGAGCUGUCAGCACAGAGCCCAAUGUGAGGCUCGAACCCACGAACCAUGAGAUCAUGACCUGAGCCCAAGUUGGAGGCUUAACCGACCGAGCCACCCAGGUGCCCCAAGCUGAGCUGCUUUUACCUCCACUUUUGCCAUUUUGCCACACGAACACCCCAGAAACAGCACCACACCAAGGGUUCUGUGGCUAGUGCUGAAAACCAGCUGUGCUGCAGGGCCUGGGUGUUCCCUGGGCCAAGCCCUCCCCACCCCCACUCACUUAAAAAAAAAUUCUUUUUUAGGUAACACUCACAUAGACAUCUUUAAACUCCAAUGACUUUCUUCAGUGAAUGCACAAAAGUAGCAAGCUGGAAGUCAAAUGAAUGGAUGAGCUGUUUAUUGCUGUGGGCGACUUAAAGUCUGAACUAGCUUGCCACGUAUGUCUGCAGCUGAGACAGCUUGCAAGCCGGGCCCUCCAGAGCCGCGGCCAACACCCAGAGGCCAAGUAUGACUGAAAGUCUGAAUACGCUACAGAAGGCAUCGGUUCUCUUAACUACGUUUGUUUUCUAGGGGAGCCACCUUCUUCAGCUAAGGCAUCAUAGUCGGAGGGCCAUCCGCAAAGCUGCUGCUGCUGCACAAUGCAAGAAGGGAACAAAGGUUGGGGACGAGAUGUGGCCGUGACAGGGUCUGGCCUCCCAGCCUCCCUCUUACCUCUGUGAUGGGAAGAGGUGGUGCAACUGACUGCAGACCGGCAGAGGGACUUACUUCCACGUCCUGUGAUGUCCGAAGGAGAUUUCUUUUUUAGCCCUGCGUCCUAAGAUCAUGCCCCCUCUUGUAUCCUUGUGCUUACCUGUGUUGGGUGACUGACCUGUGUGAAGCAUGAACACCCAGGAACCUAGACUUGAGGCUGCCUGCCUCCUUUGGGCUGCACAGUCACCUACAGGCUUGGGGAGAGACCUUCAUGAGUUAGCACGUUAUUUAAUAGAAAUCCAGCAGUCCUUCAGAACAACUCCUACCCAAAUCCGGUUACACAUCUCCUAGCCUGGGAAGUAUUGCAAGAGUCCAAGGGGCUGUGGAUACACAGUAUGCCUUAAAUGAAGCAGAUUUUCUUCAUGCUUUCACAUUUGAGGCACGCCUAGGACAUCCUAACGUUGUAUUUCCCCCAUUGGAAGGAGAAAUCGCAGCCAUAAAGUGGACCCAAUGUAACAUUUUCCUACAAACAGCCUUGGUUCCUGGAAACCACGUCCCUUGCGUUAUUUACUAACACUGGAUAAUCAGGAACGAAGCUAACAGAUGACAGCCAUUUGUCAACAGAGGAUUUUCUUUUGAGCAGCCUGCUUGGAAGAAGGCCAUGGCGACUCUUGCCCGCUGGGUGUUCACAAAGAGGGAUACAGGUUCAGUGCUCGCUUCUUCAACACCGCCGCUUCAGGGAACUUGACAGACCCUGAGCUCUGGGCCUCUGGGUCAGUCCUCUGUUCACAUGGCACCACCCAAAGAGGCCACAGAGGGCACUGCUGAAGUUCCCUACCGGCCACACGCAGCCGUGCCCAGUCCCAUCGGGCGAAUGUGGGCCUGUUCCUCCUGGUCCAGGGAAAUGACUUAUGAACAGGAUGUCCCCAUGCCUGAGCCUGUGUGACUGAAGGGCGCUGGGCCAGCUGCCUGCUCACAUCCCUCCCGGAGCUACGAUUCCAAGUCUACAUGCGUGCGCACACGUGUGGUGUUCUCCCUGAGCGGACACUGCGAUACGUUAUUAGGUUCUGCUGAUCUAUUCUUGGACCGUGUUCUAUGUCUAGAUCAUUGCAGAACUCCAUUUGCUACCCUGGAACAAGGCAGCAGGCGGAGAGAACAGCUUUUUAGUGUCUUUAAUUAGGCAAGAGGCAAAAACAAAGUCUGGCUGAAAAUUACCACUUGAAGUUUGGCUGAUGCCAAAACAGUUCUGGCUCCCUGUGCUUGGGUAAGUGAGAGCCAUUGAAUUUGAGGACAUACUUGGAGAUGGGGGGAAGCUUCUGGAAAGGAACUUCAGUUGCCUUCUGGCAUUUACCGCUGCCCACCGUACAUCCCGAUUCCAAACACAUACCCUUUUUCUUCACCAGAUCUUUAUUGUUGGGGACAGAUAAAAAAAUCUCAUCUGUUGUGAACAUGAGUAGAGUCGGAUCUGGAAGUCAUUGUGGUGAGCACAGAAUCCGGAACCCCAGGGUGGCAUUUUUACAGCCACCUUCCUGCCUCAACCUACUGGGGCCUGGUUUCCCUUGCUGCUGAUGGAAGCCAUUGAAUAUAUCACAGCUGGGGUUUUAACCUGCUUCCAAUUAGUGACAAGAAUUAAGGUAUUUUGGAGCUGCUUAAGCAGCAGCAUCAAGAACCUUUGCAUCAAGAACCUUUAAGAUCUCAUGCUACUGAAACGGGUUUUUACUGGCACUGGGAAGUGGUCCUCCCCCACCAUUUCUCCUCAAAGCUGCCACUAGAUAAACCUAAAGCUUUUUUUUAGUAAACCUUCCCAGUGACCUUAACCUACACACCCACUCUAAAAGGGGAAUUCUGGUGCCAAGGAUCCAAUUGACCUUAGUGGCAAGUAGUUCUGUCAGCCCCGUACAGGUCACAGAAGAAUCACAGAUGACCUGAUUUUUCUGCCGCGUGACUUACAGGGACUCCUACCUGGACUUUGUUCCUUCUGUGCCAGAAGAUAAGUAGUUGCUAAGAGAGACCACUUUUCCUCCAAGGCUAUCAUGAUAUAGGACACAGGCAGAAGUCCAAAGAAAUCCAUCUUCCAAGUAAGGUUGACCUCACCUUGUCCCCACACCCACCACACUCCCAAGAGCUGGCAGGCCUGGCAGUGGGGCAUGUGUGGCGACAACCUCAAGUACAGCACCAAGUUCCUGAGCAACUUCCUGGGGCCCAAGAGAGAAAGCAAAAACCUGAGGGCACAGGCAGAUGCUCACGACACCCACGUGGGCAUCAAGGUGAGCACAUUGCCGGGAGGCCCGAAGCCCUGCCCCAGUCAGGGUGCAGGACCAAGGAGCAAGGUCUGUAGGAGUCCAGCAUCUGCCGUGCCCCUCAGCACACACACAGCUAUCCCAUGAGAAACCUCAUGCCUUCAGCCAGCACACCAGUACCAAGUACCAGGAAGUACGAAGGGUCCUGGGCAGCAUGGCAGGCUAAGCAGCAGGUAGGAGCCAGGCUUGGGAUGCAGCCAUGAUGAGGCAGAAACAUGUUUGGAGAGGGAUCUCCAUUCCAGGGACUGUCCUUCCCGGACAUCCUAGAAGACAACGUAGUUUGAGAACUUUGAUAUGGUGCAACACCUUGUCCCCACACCCACCACACUCCCAGAGGAGACACUGGCAACGUUCCCAGAGAAGCCCCUCCACCCAGCAUAGAGCUAGGGUUGAGGGUCUCCAACUGUUGCCCGUUCUUCACUGGGAGACCUGUGUGGGAUUCCUUGUUUCUGCAACCGGCCUCCUCAGGCUUCAGAGCACUUGUUCCCCUAUGGGGAGGGGAUGAGCACCAGUGUCCACAAGAAUGCCUGUGAGUGGAGAAUCCGCCCUCCACGAGGGCAAGUGGAACCAGGAGAGAUGCCAGCCAGAGCUCCAGCAGGGAUGUCGGAUGCACUAACCCAAAGGAGCUCCCUGGCCUCAGAAGGAUCCGGCAGAUGACCACGUUAGUUAGUUUCUGCUCUGAAAAAUUCUGAAACAUAGCUACUAGGUAUCCAAUGAAAGUCAAGAAGAUCUUGUGUGUCUCCCCCCCACCCCCGAGCCCCCAGGGCCCAGCACCACAAGCAAAAAGAUUUUUGUUAUUAACCACAGGAAAGGCCAAGUCGAUAAUGUCCAGAGAUGCCUGCUUUAUUUCUUACUAGGUGAUUGCAUUUCAGGCUGUGACAUCAAGUAACUGUCUAAUUACCAGCUAACCUUGUACCUCUGAACUACAAAGCAACAGUCCAAUUCAGCAAGGGGCAAUGGUGUCAAUAGCUGACCGGGGGCUGGAUUUUCUAAAUCAGUGGUCUUGGCUGACAGAAUGCUGUCAGCGGAGACAAGGGUGAGGCCUGCCAUCAGGUGGAAGACCCUAACACCUGGUUGAGAUAGGCCCAAAUCCUGUGACUCCCUAGGUAAAGCCCCCACCCCAAGUCCCAAGGACACAGCAGUUGUUACUUUUGUUUUCUGGGAUCCAAGCUACCUGAGCUUGCUCAGCAAAGUGGAUCCAAAGCGUACUUUUAGUUGACAUGCCCUCUGCUCGCACUGCCACCCUAGGAUACAGCUCUUUCUGCAGGUUCUUAGGGAGAAAGCUAGGCUUCUGGUAAUUUCUUGUCUCUUUUUAGUUCUGCUUUGAAAAGAAAAGAGGGAUGACAGAGGUAACCAAAGGUGGUCACAGGCACCGCGGCAGAGUGGGCCGAGUGUCAGAGGUCUGUGCUGGGUGAGGUGGGGCACCUCCAAGAACACAGGGCUGGGUGCCUCUUCUCGGGAAGAUGUCCAAGGGGAAGAAUUAACAAAAUUCCAAGACAGUAGAGGCUGUUUGUACAAGAAGGCAGAAACUUGGAGAAGGUAAGAUCAAGGAAAAAAGAUCUAAGGAAAAAAUCACAUGGUAGGAGCUCAGAGUAAGCAAUUACUACAUGAAUCAUUACCAUAGCUACUCUUUCUCACCAGAAAAGAACACAAGCUUCCUUUGAGAUCGUGAAAUCCCCGGCCCAAGAACCGACUGCCAAGCUGGUGUUUUUCCCUCACACCAAGAGGGAGAGUCACUAGACGAAGUCAUUUAGGAAGGGAUGUUCUCACCAGCAGCUCUAACCUGAGGCGAGCAAGGCUGCGGCCCUUUCCCUGCUCCACCUGCAUGUACGUGUGUCACUGAGCUGUCCUGGGCCCUGCGUGUGCAUGCUGACACCAGAGGCCGAGCCAGAGCACCAGCGCACUGUCCCUUCACGCUCGCUCGGCAGAAGAAUGCCUGGCAAACACUGCUUCCAGAGCUAGUGACUGAGAGUGUGAUGCAGUCCUGGCUCUGGCCGGGUUAUGCCAGCCCCGUGAAUCCCAGGCUGAGUCUCCAAACAUGGUGGGUUCUUCUGCUGCUGAGAGGAUGUGCACCUUAGGGUGCUAGCUGAGGAGUUAAUGCAGAAAACAAGGCACCACAGAGAGGUUGGACACUUGGGUUGUGUGAUUCAGGACACGCCGGAAAAGUCCAAGGGUGGAGGGAAGAAAGGGGAGGAGGAAGAGGAGAAGACCGAGUUUUAAAUAACGUCUCCUGAGGCCGGAGCCCCACUAGAUGGGCUCUGGUUUGAGCUUUUCUGCUAGGAAGUCAUUCACAAAGGCCUCCACAAUGGCAGGGGUGAUCUCCUCCACAUCCAUCACGUACUUGGCCCGGGCUGACAUGUCCAGAAUGGUGAGCAAAGGGGCCGCCUCGGGCAGGUUGGUGUAGUCUCGCAGGGAGUCAGUCAUGUCAUCCUGGAAGUCACCAGAGGGAGAGAAAACAGUACGUUUUCAAGAAGGAGGCUAGAGAGUCCCCAGAACGCAGCCACUCCAUUGUCCUGAGGAGCGGGCGGCCGUCCAGAAACGAUGGGCUCUCAGAACAGGGAGCAGUGGACUCUGCCCUGCCUGGGGGAGGGGAGGGUGCUUUGUAAAGUCCUCUCUGCAUCUCCCCAAACCACCAGAGAAGUCCUCUUUCUUCAUUAGCACAAAAGCAACUUUAACAUGCCCUCUGCUUUGUAAAAAUGUGAUGUCUUCUGAUCACUUACUUUUGCAACUGCCUCUCAAUUAUUGGCGGCCCCACUAUGGAUAUCUGAGGCCAACCUGGCCAACCUUCAACUCCGGAACGUCUUUAACGGAAACAGAUCACUGUCCCCACCCCACCCUUAAGGUUUUGGGGGUGAAACUGCACAGCCAGUAGAAAAGACAGGGCUACUGCAGUACUUCCUGAGGCUUACAUGGGUGGCUGCAUUUAUCAUACAUUCCCAGUGACUGUCCAGAUGAAUUUGCCUUAUUAAGUAGAACGGCAAACCCAGAAACCCAAAGAUAGGAGACAGACCUGUAAGGGAGCAACCAUUUGAGAUUACCUUUCGUGCACCCGACCCCCAUUUGGUAGAGAACAGGAAAUGGACUCUACACAGCCACCCCGACCCAAGUCACCCUGCAGAGGAAGGGCCUGGGGUAUUCCUGGCCUUAAACGCUGGCAAAUAGGAGGUAUGAGAUGUACUGCUCACUGGUUUCUGAGACAAAAAAACAAAAACAAAAACAAAAAC
Messenger RNA from Acinonyx jubatus (cheetah), 9357 nucleotides. RefSeq names its product mitochondrial rRNA methyltransferase 3 (gene MRM3). Lineage: Eukaryota; Metazoa; Chordata; Mammalia; Carnivora; Felidae. The record is from RefSeq and is a predicted model, not a curated record. Gene Ontology annotation, biological process: RNA processing. The transcript has 4 exons. Gene Ontology annotation, molecular function: RNA methyltransferase activity; RNA binding. Bases 9 to 1301 code for a protein of 430 amino acids.